AUGAAUUAUCACAACUAUCCGAUUCCCUUAACGUAUCCUCCUCCGCAUAUAUUACCCACUCGCUCAUCUCUCGACUCUCGCGUGGCCCCCUCUCCCGCCGUUGCUGUCGCUUCUGCUGCUCCUCUUCCUCAGCCACCCGGACUGUUGCCGCCAUCCUCCUCCUCGUAUCAUAUCUCCGGGCCGGUAUCUGCCUCAUCGCCACGAGCGUAUCACGAUCCGUUUCAGCGAAGUGAACCCGAAAUGCCUCAAUCAGCACCUUCCCAGGGAACCUAUCAUUAUCAAGCACUACAGAAUACCCCUGAUUCCACCCUGUACCCCGAUGGUAAUACGUAUGCGUCACUCCGGAGAGAAGACAACGGGUAUCACGUCUCACAAGCAAACCACGGUUCACGGAAACAAGCUCGUCAGAGUGGGGGAAGCCAGAAAGGAAAUCAUAAAGUGAAUCAUAAUCACUUCAACAAAGCUUUGUAUCCAGCUGUUUGGGCCGCCGAAUUACCCAGUACAACUGUUUCUGGUCCCGUGCUGCCACCUGAAUUUCGACGUACCCAAACUUUGGGCCCCGGCUCCUCCGGCCAAUCAGCGGCUGCUCCGUCUGACUCCUGA
Messenger RNA from Aspergillus ochraceoroseus IBT 24754, 603 nucleotides. RefSeq lists its product as uncharacterized. NCBI's taxonomy places the organism in Eukaryota, Fungi, Ascomycota, Eurotiomycetes, Eurotiales, Aspergillaceae. The transcript is spliced from 2 exons. The coding region runs from base 1 to 603 and encodes 200 amino acids. The record is from RefSeq and is a predicted model, not a curated record.